AGACAAGAAAGAAGAUAGGAAAUAUGAUUUUCUAAUAAUAUCGUAAUUAAGAUGCUUUACUAGUUAUAUUCAUUAAAUAUAGUUAACAUCUUGAAUAAUUUCUUUGUUUCAUGUGGCAAUUCCAAAGCUGAAUUGAUAAUGCCUAAUGUUGUAUUGAACACUGCAGUUACCACAACUCUCUUAAAUUUUGUGAAAAUGUUUCGAAAAGCACAUGAAGAGAAUUUGAAGCAGGCUGAAUUGGACAAGAAGAAAGCUGAGAAGGAUGCUGAAAUGCAGAAGGCUAAGGGAACUAACCCUAGGAAGAAGACUGAGGUGGCUGAGGAUUGAUUUCUUUCUAUUCCUGCAAAGGAAUAAGCUUCUUGCUUGCAGCAACAUCUGCCGCAAUAUUUUUUGUUGAAAGGCGGCAAAUGCUGCUUUUGAGACCUGCUCGGGUGCCUCCUGCUUCUCUUGUUGUCGCUCUGGUAAGACUUUAAAGGUGAUGUGAAUGAGGAAAAGAGCAAGUCCUGAACGCUUGCAGUUGCAGACAGUGGACUAAACAUAAUGCUUCACAAUGUAUAUCUGGACUGCGCGAUGCAAAAUACAAUGAUUAUGGUCAGACAGCUUUUUCAACAGUAGAUUUCAGACAGGCCAAAUGUUUAAGCAUGGUGUGGUUAUAGAUCAUUCUCUGAGCAGCACUGGUUCUGAGCUUAAUCUAUCAAGAUGAAUGAUCUGUCCCUCCCAGCAUCAUUCUGAACAUAGUAUACCAGGUUAUGUCAGUUGCAGUUUUUGUCAUUCAUUGCAUGAUUUUUUCAGCAGCAGAGCAGAUGCUAAAGGGAUUGUAAAGCAAGAAGAGUCCCACUGUACCAUGAAAAACAUGUACAAAGCUCUAACCCCCCGCUUACAUUAGAGUGCAAUUCUUUCUUGUAACAUACUUGUUUUCCCAUGUCACGAAAAGUAGUCCAUUACUAUGGAGAUUGUAUAGGUUUGUUAGGUUUAGAUAGAGAAAUUAGGACAGAUUCUCUUAGGGUAGUUGUAAUUUAGAUCCCCACACUCUUGAAAACUGUUUUGUUUAUUUUUCUGAUUCAGUAAAACUACUAAGGAAAUGAAGGAUAAGAUUUAUU
This is a messenger RNA of Rubroshorea leprosula, 1100 nucleotides long. NCBI's taxonomy places the organism in Eukaryota, Viridiplantae, Streptophyta, Magnoliopsida, Malvales, Dipterocarpaceae. The record is from the annotation of a GenBank genome assembly.